Messenger RNA from Momordica charantia (bitter melon), 1408 nucleotides. RefSeq names its product porphyromonas-type peptidyl-arginine deiminase family protein. Lineage: Eukaryota; Viridiplantae; Streptophyta; Magnoliopsida; Cucurbitales; Cucurbitaceae. Gene Ontology annotation, molecular function: agmatine deiminase activity; protein-arginine deiminase activity. Gene Ontology annotation, biological process: putrescine biosynthetic process. The record is from RefSeq and is a predicted model, not a curated record.
UUAUUUCGGCUGCUGAUCCUCGACCCGAAAUUCCAGAAUUCCACUGCGAUUAUCGGAAAACAGAGGAGGGUUGAAGAAACGUAUUGCGGCCAUGGAUUUGGAAGGCAACCCGUCGCUUCUUGAAUUUCACAUGCCCGCUGAGUGGGAACCGCACUCCCAAUGUUGGAUGGGUUGGCCUGAACGGCCAGAUAAUUGGAGGGACAACGCAAUACAUGGCCAACGUGUAUUUGCUAAGGUGGCAUCUGCAAUUUCGGAGUUCGAAUCUGUGACUAUCUGUGCUAGUGGCGCCCAGUGGGAAAAUGCCCGUAGUCAGCUACCAGCAAAUAUCAGGGUUGUUGAGCUAGGAAUGAAUGACUGUUGGUUUCGUGAUACUGGGCCCACUUUUGUUGUAAGAAAGAGAAUGUCAAAUUCUGGUACUUCAGUGGAAGGCAAAGCAGUAGCAGGAAUUGAUUGGAACUUCAAUUGUUGGGGAGGUGUUGAGGAUGGUUGUUACGUUGAUUGGAGUCUUGAUCUUCAAGUUGCAAGGAAGAUCCUGGAUAUUGAGAGGGUUCCUAGGUUUUUUAAUAAAUUUGUUCUCGAAGGUGGAAGCAUCCAUGUGGAUGGAGAAGGGACUUGUCUUACCACAGAGGAGUGCCUCUUGAAUAAAAAUAGAAAUCCAGAUUUGUCGAAGGGUCAGAUAGAGGACGUACUUAAGGCAUAUCUUGGGGUGAAGAAGAUCAUUUGGCUGCCUCGUGGACUAUAUGGUGAUGAUGAUACAAACGGUCACAUCGAUAAUAUGUGCUGUUUUGUGAAGCCUGGAGUGGUUCUGUUGUCGUGGAUUGAUGAUCAAACUGAUCCUCAGUAUGAAAGGUCUAUAGAAGCAUUUUCUGUUCUCUCAAAAGCUACUGAUGCCAAAGGUAGGAAAUUGGAAAUAAUAAAACUCCACGUGCCAGGGCCACUUUAUUUGACAGAUGAAGAGGCUGCAGGAAUCGUCCAGGACGGUGAAGCUAAAGCAAGACCUCCCGGUUUGAGACUGGCUGCCUCUUAUGUGAACUUCUACAUUGCAAAUGGAGCAAUCAUUGCCCCUCAAUUUGGGGACCCGAAAUGGGACGAUGAAGCUAUCCGUGCCCUAGCUGGAGCGUUUCCAAAUCAUAAAGUAGUGGGAAUUGAAGGUGCUAGAGAGAUUGUUUUGGGAGGGGGAAAUAUACACUGCAUUACUCAACAGCAACCAGCAGUUACUCCUUGAAUUUUUUUUCUUUAUAAGAAACAAAAUAUGUGUAUUCAAAUCAAGACAGCCUCUAGAAGGGAAACAAACGAAAGGCGGAGGGUAGAGCUAACCCUCUCCAAAGUUCUAUAUACAAUCACCGCUUUCCAAUCUUGUGUAAGCAAAAGAAGAUUGUAGUUACAAAAAACUUUCUUGUGUAUUAAA